This is a messenger RNA of Symbiodinium natans, 1035 nucleotides long. The record is from the annotation of a GenBank genome assembly. Lineage: Eukaryota; Dinophyceae; Suessiales; Symbiodiniaceae.
AUGGGCAAGAAGGCUUCUCCCGUUCCCAAAAAAGCUGCAGUCAAGAGCAUUGCGAAACCAAAGGCGAAGCCCAAGGCGAAGCAGCUUCCAGAGAAGCCGACUGCAACCACAGCAGACGAUCGAAAGAACAUGUCUGGCUUCGUCACGUCCAUGAAGUACAAGCAGACUGCCCAGAACAACAAGCACAGCACCAUAGCUCAGAAGUUGCUGGAGAAGUACAACACCUUGGACAACGAUGGAAAGAAAGAGAUGGCCAGCAAGUAUUCCGAGCACGGGCCCAAGGACUUGACGUGGGCGGCGGCAUACAUCGAGACGAGCACUCAUGACGAACAAACAGAACGAGAGAAAAUCAAAGGCAUGUGCACUCGCAAAGAAAUUUUGGACAUGGAGGGCAUUGACACGGAAGGCAUGCCAGAGAAAAUGAAGGAGGAAAUCCUGAAUGAGCUGCUUCAGCAGUUGUGGGCCCGACUCAAAACCGACCCAUCCAAGGACCCCAGCCUCGUCGCCGACCACCGCAUUCCCCAGAUGAAGAAGUACUACUACGAGCACGAUGCUAAGAUCAAGGAACGGGAAACAGACACUCGAAGCCAGUCCAUGAAUGUACAGACCACUGGCUUCAAGAUGGAAACCGCGCAAAAAAUGCUCACCCAUGUCGAGUCCGACCCGAACAUCAAGAUUGAGAACCCGUGGCAUGUAGAGCUCAUGGUGAAGGUAAAGGCUGUGUGGCAGGCUAAGGGCAAGCUAGAUAAGGAGGAGACCCUGCUCAAGGACACUUUGGCUGACUUCGAGACGGCCGUGCACGGGAAGGCUGGCUUCGACAAGAUCGUCAAAGAAUACGAAGUCAAGCUGGGAGUGCUCACCACGUUCCUCACCGACCUGAGAAAGUCGUAUGCCAAAGUCAGCAAGAUCGAUCCUUCGGAUGAAGCCUUGUGCAAGACUGCCUUGGCUGAGUGGCAAAGUUUCGGAGAGCACAUGUUGAUUCACCAGGAGGGUGGUAAGCAGAUGAAAGCCGGCAUGAGGGCAUUCAUUCCCUGA